GCGUGCGCGGGAGUGCGCCGGCCUGCGUCUUGGUAUUUAGUAGAUACUGAGCCGGCGCUGGCGUGUAAGGGACAGGUGUGGCCCGCGCUGCUUAGUGGUGGCGUGAUUACUAACGCAAGCUCCCUCCCCGGGCUGGGAGGGCGACUUCUGCGGCUCCUCUGAACUGGCUCCUGGGUGUGACUGAACCCAGCCCUGGCUGGGAGCGGUGUUUGCAGUCUCUUGGGUGCCUGAAUAUUGGCUCUGCGUCUGAAGCUCCUGAAACUUUUCUCACUGCAUAUAUUUGUAUAUAGUACACAAGUGCUUAGCCCAAGUAUGAGAAUUAUUGGAAUCCUCUGAUAAGACAAAUUUGAACUGCAGUGGGAGCUCUGUGUAGGAAGAUGCAGCCUUUGAACAAGUUGACGGCUAUCUCAAAACCUCAAAACCUGGCUCCUCAUGAACAAAGUGAGGUCCUGAGAGCAGAUGUGUCUUGGCAGCAGGAAUGCAUCCCAGUCGUGGAGACAGAUGACUGUGAAGCCUCUCGUCUAAAGUUCAGACAUUUCCAGUAUUUGGAAGUGUCUGGGCCUCAUGAAGCCCUGAGCCAACUCUGGGAGCUCUGUCUUCAGUGGCUGAGACCAGAAAUUCAUACAAAGAAGCAGAUCCUAGAGCUAUUGGUACUGGAACAAUUCCUGACAAUUCUCCCUGAAGAAGUCAGGACUUGGGUGAAUUUACAACAUCCAAAGAACAGCAAAGAAGUGGUGAGCCUCAUAGAGGAUGUGAUUGAUAUGCUUAAGGAUGAAGGUAUAACCUGCAAGGAUUCUGCCCUACUCCAGAAGGGGAGCGUCAAGAAAGAGAAAAUGGAAGCUGACUCACUAACAGGCAAAUCCCAGGAACCAGUGACAUUCAAAGAUGUGGUUGUGGAAUUCAGCAAGGAAGAGUGGGGGCAACUGGACCCUGCUGUAAAGAACCUGUACAGGGAUGUGAUGCUGGAGAACUAUAGGAACCUGAAUUCAUUGCAUAAAGAGCAUCUACUUUCCAAACCAGUUGAGACCUCCAGGUUGGAGAGUAAGGAAAAAAGUUGGAUAAUGGAGCAAGAAAUUCUAAGAACAGCUGUUUUUGACAGAGAGAUAAUUUCAGAAAAUCAGGAUUUAGUUCCAAAGCAGAGAAUUUCUGGAGAAGAAUCAUCCCAUGCAGUGAUUAUGACAAGACUGACUGAAAGUGGACAUCCUCCUUUAGAUGCCUCGAAAAGUGAUGAUUGGUUAUAUAAGAACCAGGAACACUGGGACAUAAAUUUGCCACAAGAAGCUUUCGUUCAUAAUGCAGUCUACACUGAGGAGGGAGACUUUGAAUAUAGUGAAAAUAAGGAAAGUUUUGAUGUUAAGUCAGUUAACUCAACUUUUGACACACAGCAGGGAGUUCCUAUGGGAGAGGGUUCCCCAAAGUGUGAUCAGCUUAAAACUAACUUCGAAUUUAAUUUAGACUCAGUAGGUAAGCAACAUUCAGAAUAUAACGGAUGUGGGAAUGCCUUGAACUUGAAUACAGAUACUCAGCACCCAAAAAGUCAUGCCACAGUGAAUUCCUAUGAAUGUUAUCAAUGUGGGAAGGCCUUCAGCCGCAGUUCGUCUCUUGUUCGACAUCAGAUCAUUCACACAGGAGAGAAACCCUAUAAAUGCAAUGAAUGUGGAAGAUUCUUCAACCGACGUACAAACCUUACUAAGCAUCAAAAAAUUCACACUGAAGCAAAGGCCUCCGAAGGCAAUAAAUAUGUAAAACUCCUCAGUCAGCCUGAAGACAGUAAUAAAAAUCCAAGACUCUGUUCUGCAAAUAAUCCCUAUGAAUGUGUUAACUGUGGCAGAUCCUUCACCCGAAGCUCCUCACUUAUUCGACAUCAAGUGAUUCAUACAGGAGAGAAACCAUUCAAAUGUAAGGAAUGUGAGAAAACCUUCAACAGGAGUUCAAACCUCAUUAAACACCAAAAACUUCAUACUUGAGAGAAGUCCUGUGACAGGAAGAAUGUGGGAUUAUCUUCAGUCAGAACUCAUUCAAAGUCCAUGAAUUUAUUCUGGAAGGAAUCCCGUGAAUAUAGUAAAUGAAAGAAAAUGUUUGUCGGAGAUUAUUCUUUGAUAUGACUGAAUUAAUAUGGAGAUAAAUCUGUUAUUGGAUAGAAAUCUGAGGGAGCUUUUCCAGGCUUCAAAUGAAGUCAUAAGGGUUCGGAGUUAAACAUAUCAACAUGAUAGUGUUUGUCUGUCAUUAUUCCGAUAUCCAUUACCAUCAUCUUUCCCUAGUUCAUAAAUGGAACCUAUAGAAUACUUAUAUUCACCUGACCUAUUGAUGAAGUAGAUAUUACGGAGGAGCCAAGCAAUACCCUUGGAGUUGACAUCUAAUAAAACUCAAACUUUCAGUCCUUAUAAGAAGGUCACAAAAAACCAGGAACUCACAAGAAUAUAUCCAUAGAAGGACACUUCUAAGGACUGACUCUGAAUUAAUGGCGAAGACCACAGUGACAGCCAAUUACUUCACACCUAGUAAUAUCCUUAGGUGUCCUGGUGUGGAGCGGGGACUGGAAUUGGACUGCAAUGGUGGGUGGAUGUGUUGUUAAUCUACAUGUAUUCUCAAUAUCUGCAUUUGUUGAAGUACUGUUUGGGAUCUAGGCUUGAGAGGCAUCCAUAGCCUUGGGCUGUCAUUUAUCCCAAACAGUAAAAGGUGAACAGAGUGUCCUAAUACUCGGUGUACCAGAACUGCCUCUUUUUUCUGUAAGCUACAUCAGCAUCCCAAAGGGUUCUUGAGACAAAAUGUUUAUCUUAAUUUGCCCCCA
This is a messenger RNA of Physeter macrocephalus (sperm whale), 2791 nucleotides long. It is a transcript of the gene ZNF215, whose product is annotated as zinc finger protein 215. The record is from RefSeq and is a predicted model, not a curated record. Bases 378 to 1967 code for a protein of 529 amino acids. Gene Ontology annotation, biological process: regulation of DNA-templated transcription. Lineage: Eukaryota; Metazoa; Chordata; Mammalia; Artiodactyla; Physeteridae. The transcript is spliced from 6 exons.